AUGGCGAAGAAGCAGAAGCAAGGAGCCGAGGGCAUUAACUCUCGUUUGCAGCUCGUGAUGAAAAGUGGCAAAGUUUGUUUGGGGCUGAAGACUGCUGUGCAUUCCCUCAGAACAGGAAAAGCAAAGCUGAUCAUCAUCAGCAACAACUGCCCCGCGCUGCGCAAGUCAGAGAUUGAGUACUACGCAAUGCUGGCCAAGUGUGGGGUGCACCAUUACCCCGGAGACAACAACGAGCUGGGGACUGCAUGCGGGAAGCUUUUCCGCGUGAGCUGUCUCUCUGUUACUGACCCUGGAGACAGCGACAUUAUCAGAUCAGUGGAGUAA
Eimeria necatrix is the source of this 324-nucleotide messenger RNA. RefSeq names its product 60S ribosomal protein L30, putative. Lineage: Eukaryota; Apicomplexa; Conoidasida; Eucoccidiorida; Eimeriidae. The transcript is spliced from 3 exons. Bases 1 to 324 code for a protein of 107 amino acids. Gene Ontology annotation, cellular component: cytosolic large ribosomal subunit. Gene Ontology annotation, molecular function: RNA binding; structural constituent of ribosome. The record is from RefSeq and is a predicted model, not a curated record.